AUGACACCUACCACGCCGGCGCCGUGUGGCGCCGAUGACAGAGCUGUAGCCAGUAGCCGUCGUGAAUCGUCGAGCGGUGGGCCGGCUCCUCCUGUGGUGACGAUGACGACGAUGAGGAUUAUGGUGUGGAUGCUCCGCGGGGACCGGGUGGCGCUGGACGUCGACGGUGCUGCCACCAUGGCGCAGCUCAAGGACAUGGUCAUGGCCCAUGAGGGCGUCGCCGUAGGUGCCUAG
Miscanthus lutarioriparius is the source of this 234-nucleotide messenger RNA. NCBI's taxonomy places the organism in Eukaryota, Viridiplantae, Streptophyta, Magnoliopsida, Poales, Poaceae. The record is from the annotation of a GenBank genome assembly.